Messenger RNA from Pelodiscus sinensis (Chinese soft-shelled turtle), 6395 nucleotides. NCBI's taxonomy places the organism in Eukaryota, Metazoa, Chordata, Testudines, Trionychidae. The record is from RefSeq and is a predicted model, not a curated record.
AGUCCUCACGGUAGUGCAGGAAGGGGAGCAGAGCCUAGGGGCGGCUGUCACAGCUGCAGAGAAAGAGCUAGGAGGAGAAUCCAGGGGACGCUGGUGGGCGGGAGGGGGCUUGCUAGGGAAACUAAAAUCAAAGAGCACCCGAGAGCUGAGCCAGAGACGCCGCAAAGCCGGGGGCUCCGUAGUGCGGGGCACCGGGCACUAGUCUGCCGCGGAAGAGCUUCCACUUUAAAAGCUGUUCCACAAAAUCAGAAUCAGGAUCCACAACAAGCUCAGCCAGAUAAAUCAGACAUUUCUAAGCAGGCUUCAACUACAGAAGUACAAAUUGGACCCAUGAGACUGACACAAGAUCCUGUACAGGUUUUGCUGAUCUUUGCAAAGGAAGACAACCAAAGUAAUGGAUUCUGGUGGGCUUGUGAUAGAGCUGGGUACAGGUGUAGUUUUGCCCGAACACCAGAGUCAGCACUUGAAUGUUUUCUUGAUAAGCACCAUGAAAUAAUUGUCAUAGAUCACAGGCAUUCCAGAUACUUUGACGCAGAAGCGAUCAGCAGGUCAAUCCGUGCUACAAAGCCAUCGGAACACACUGUGAUACUUGCUGUUGUUCCCCGCAUAUCUGCUGACCAAGAAGAGCCUUCUGUUCUUCCCCUUCUCCAUGCAGGGUUCGAUAGGAGAUUUAUGGAGAAUAGCAACAUAAUUGCUUGUUACAAUGAAUUGAUUCAAAUAGAACAUGGAGAGGUGCGGUCACAGUUCAAACUACGGGCUUGUAAUUCAGUGUUUACAGCACUAGACCAUUGUCACGAAGCUGUAGAAAUAACCAGUGAAGAUCAUGUUAUUCAGUACGUCAACCCAGCCUUUGAACGGAUGAUGGGCUAUCGCAAGGGAGAGCUUAUGGGAAAGGAACUUACUGAGCUACCAAAAAGUGAUAAAAACCGUGCAGACCUUUUAGACACUAUCAACAUGUGUAUCAAAAAAGGAAAGGAAUGGCAAGGGGUUUACUAUGCAAGAAGAAAAGCAGGAGACAGUAUUCAACAGCAUGUGAGGAUAACACCUGUGAUUGGCCAGGGAGGGAAAAUUAGACAUUUUGUGUCCAUCAAGAAGCUGUGUUGUACCAAUGAAAACAAUAAACAGCUCUACAAGAUUCAUCGUGAUGAGAAGUAUGCAGGAGACAAUUCACAGGCAGAAUCCCACUCCUUCAGAUGCAAGAACAGGAGGAAAGAAUCAGUUGAUGUCAAAUCAAUAACCUCUCGAAGCAGUGAUGCACCAAGUUUACAAAAUCGUCGGUAUUCAUCAAUGGCAAGAAUCCACUCAAUGACAAUAGAAGCACCCAUCACAAAGGUUAUUAACAUCAUCAAUACUGCUCAGGAGAACAGUCCUGUCACAGUAGCAGAGGCUUUGGACAGAGUUUUGGAAAUCUUACGGACCACAGAACUUUACUCCCCUCAGCUAGGUACCAAAGAUGAAGAUCCUCAUACAAGCGAUCUUGUUGGAGGCCUGAUGACGGAUGGCUUGAGAAGACUGUCAGGAAAUGAGUAUGUGUUUUCUAAGAACAUGAACCAAAGCCACAGUCACCUUUCAGUGCCAGUUACCAUCAACGAUGUGCCGCCUUGUAUCGCACAGUUACUUGAUAAUGAAGAAAGCUGGGACUUCAAUAUUUUUGAGGUGGAAGCUGUUACCAAUAAAAGGCCAUUAGUUUAUUUGGGUUUAAAAGUUUUUGCCCGUUUUGGAGUCUGUGAAUUUUUAAACUGUUCAGAAGCAACACUACGAGCCUGGUUUCAGGUGAUAGAAGCCAACUACCACUCCUCGAACGCAUACCACAACUCCACACAUGCAGCAGAUGUUUUACAUGCUACUGCAUUCUUUCUUGGAAAGGAGAGAGUGAAGGGAAGCCUUGACCAUUUAGAUGAGGUGGCUGCAUUAAUAGCUGCCACAGUUCAUGAUGUGGAUCAUCCAGGACGGACCAACUCUUUCCUGUGUAAUGCAGGCAGUGAAUUAGCUGUACUUUAUAAUGACACUGCUGUAUUGGAAAGCCACCAUACAGCGUUGGCAUUUCAGCUCACAGCGAAAGACAACAAAUGCAACAUUUUCAAGAAUAUUGAUAGGAACCAUUAUCGGACAUUGCGCCAGGCUAUUAUUGACAUGGUUUUGGCAACAGAGAUGACAAAACACUUUGAGCAUGUGAACAAGUUUGUGAACAGCAUCAACAAGCCCAUGGCAUCUGAGGAAACCAACUCAAAUAGUGAAGGCAGUGACUGUGAAUGUACAACCAAUGUGAAGAAUUUUCCAGAGAACCAGACACUGAUCAAACGUAUGAUGAUUAAAUGUGCAGAUGUAGCAAAUCCAUGUCGCCCUUUAGAACUGUGUGUCGAAUGGGCUGGGAGGAUUUCAGAGGAAUAUUUUGCACAGACCGAUGAAGAGAAAAGACAGGGUCUACCGGUUGUAAUGCCAGUAUUUGACCGAAACACCUGUAGCAUCCCCAAGUCUCAGAUCUCCUUCAUCGAUUAUUUUAUAACAGACAUGUUUGAUGCCUGGGAUGCAUUUGCACAUCUACCUGUUUUGAUGCAACACUUGGCUGAUAACUACAAACAUUGGAAGACAUUAGAUGAGUUAAAGUGCAAGAGUCUCAGGCUUCCAGCAGAGAACAACUGAAGCUAAGAAGAAAACAGGCCCUCUUGAUCUACCAGUCACACUGUGAAUCCUUUACUGAAUUAGAUACAAGAGGCAUGGUGUCUCCUUUAAUAUGAACUUAAUCUCUGCAGCAAGGAGAAUAUUUUAUUCCUCACUUUUAAAAUGCUCUAGAUUCUACAACAUUGCUUUUCAUAAAGGUAUGUAUGUAACUGGAAAUGAAUAAAUGAUCUUUGGAACUAUCCUUUCAUGGCAGAACAGGUAUUUCUAAAGCUAAUUUGUAAUGUUUGUUUAGUGCGUUUGUCAAAUCUUGUAACAGGUGCAAUCUUAUUUAGUGACUAAAAGACAUUAUGUACAAAAGGUUCUCCUACAAAAGUAUAAUCUAUUCUCCUGUGAAAUGCAAAAUAGGUUACUCAAACGCAAAACAGAAUAAAAUCUACCAUAAUUUGGCAUAAAUGUGUCCCCCUUACAUAUGUUUUCCUCACAAGGAAAACCCUUUGAGAAGUUUAAGACACUCCAGAGUAGAAGUAGUAAGGCUUCACAAAUUGUUAGGAUAAAUAAUUGUAAAACCUACUGUUUUCAGAGAGGAACACUACUUAGACUGCCUACACACUUUAACCUUUUGUUUUUAAUCAAAGAUUGAAUAUACCUUUACCUCAGUCAUAUGGGACAGACCAACCAGUUUCCUUUCUUUCCCAUAUAAAUGCUUGAUUAUUAAAAAUAAAUCAGUCAGAUUUAAUUCAAUUUGUUACAUAAAGAACAUUUAUUGUGGUUCAUAUAACUGGCGUGAUUCAUUUUUGUCUGUGCUGUCAUAUCGGUUACUGGGGACUUUUAAUCAUAUUUUAUAUUAGCCAAUACACUGUAGAACAGAUUAAUAACCUUUUUAAUAAAAUGUGACCAUAUGUACAAACAAUUAAGAUUUUAUUAAACUGAUCUAAAUUUUAUGGACACAAGGCCAUAUAUUGUGUUAUAUAUAGUAUGGACCUGUAGCUUUAUGAGUUUUCAGAUUAUAAAUUAUAACAGCAUUAUAACUUAUGCUUUUUCCCUCUAAUAAAAAUACUGUUUUAUUAGAUGAUGUAAAAAGUAUUUCAAAAAAUGUAAAUAAGUUAGAAACUGAAAGUAUUUUCAUUAGUUUUAAAAUAUGAAAUUUAUGGUAACGCUUCCAAAGCACAAAUGCAUAUUUUUAUACAUCUCAUUUUAAUCACUACUUUGUGCAAACCCUGAGUUCAAGAUUUUAGACUUUGUUUAUACUAGCAAAAUAGCUAAUGGAAAUUACUGAUUUUAAUACUGUGUGCACUCCAAGCUACAGUCGAGUUACAAGCUGUGACUUUUAUAUAAAAGAGGUAGCACAUUGCUCAUAGAAAAUAAAGGACUUUGGACAAGUUCUAGACCUCUGUUUUGUGCUAUAUCAAGUAGCAAACCAGGCGAAGAGAAAAUACGACAUACUGCUCUGGAGGAAAUAUGACAAUGAUUGUAGUUUACUGCAGGAAGCUUACAUAAUGUGCCAACAUUUUUCUAUGUUUUGUACCAAGUUAUGUAAACAAAGGGAAACGGCAUACAAUUUCCAUGCAGAGAAAUGUAUAUAAGCUAUAUUUUUGUUAGAAUUGUAAUAGAACCUUACUUUUGUCAUAGCUGGGGCAGUUUGCUGUGUAUGAUAAUGCUGCUUUGUGUAUAUUUGAAGAAUGGUGUUUUGGGUGAACUGUUCUAUAUUCAUUAUUCUCAUGAUGUCCCACUAUUAGCUCUAAUUACAUUUUUUUCCAAUAGAUUUUUAUUCAAAUAAGUUGACCUCCAGGUUUUAUACUGUAAAAAUGUUUGCUGUUCUCAUUCUUCAUUUUAAGAGCAAGUAUUCUGGCAGUGGUUGUAUCCUGAACCAUUUAUAUGCUAAAAGACUGUAGCUUCUGUUGGGAGAAGGGGAAAGAUCUCCCAUGAAACGUCAUAGUGUUGUGUCUAACUCAGUUUGUUAAAUUCAAUAUCUGUUUUCAGACUACAGAUGUUCUGUAUAAAGAUUUAUUUCAGCUUCCUAUUGUCAAAUUUUAUACCAACUUUAAACUCUUACAGUACUGUAGAUAUGUUAACUGUUGAAGAAAUAAAGCUCAACCACAUUUCUGUUUACCUGAAGCUUUAAUCUGCAGUCAAUAUUAGUUGUAAAAUUCUAACUUACUUAGCCUCAAUUUUUGUUUAUUCACUGAUUGAGGAAAGUGCAGAGUACAAUGAUGACCUUGUCCAAUAAAAGUCUUAGGCUAUGUGUAUACCACUUAUACCAGCAAAACUUGUCACUUAUCCUUGUUGGGUUUUUUCCUUUCUUCUGUUAGAGCUUUCUCCUGCUGGUUUUAGCGUAGGAAUGAGUGGCCUGAUCCUUAUGUUUUAAUUGGGCUUCCUAUAGCUUCAACUCUGCUAAAUUCAGAAUUAGACUUUAAACCUUUCCCCUGAUUCAAAAGGAAGAGGUGGUACAGGAAAAGCUAUGGCUCUGUACUUCAACAGGAUGCAUGACCAUCAUGCCCUAACAACCUGUUUUUAAAACUGCCAUGUUUCUCUCUGGGCUUACUACUUUAAAACUAACAAAAAAACUUCCCCCAGAUUUCUCUCUAACACUAAACAAGCCAUUUCUAGUCUGUUGAAUACAGAGGUUCUUGCAUUCUAAAAAGCCUAGCAAUUAUCAAACUGAGAUGAGGAAAUGAUUAAAAGUGGAAAGCUAACCUGUAACUGUGUACUAACCACACUGUUACAUAAGCCAUCUCAGGUGCAUUAAUCCCCAUUAAGGACACUACUGUGAGAGCUUAUCUAGACUACUGGGAACAGUCAAAAGAGGAUAUGCAAAUUCCACAGGAAUUUGCAGAUAUUCUUCUAAUCAUGCUUUCGAAAGUGAAAGUAGUUUAGACGCAGCUUUUUCUGCAAACCUCCACUUGUCGAAAAGCCGCAAAAACCUCAAUGCCUGCAGAAUUUGCAUAUCCUUUCGACUGUUCCCAGUAGUCUAGAUAAGCCCUGAGCUACCAGUAGCCUUCUACUUGGAGUUGGCAAAACAAAUACAGUCAAUGGCCAUUUCUUCCCCUACUUUUGUGCACAUUAUAAAAAUUUAAAAUACUAAAAAUCAUUUACCUAAUGACAUUCAUGUUUCUAAUUUUCUGCAGACAUUUAAACCCAAACCACUAAUCAAAAAGCCAUCUACUUCUGCAUUUAAGUAAGAGACUAUAUAAAUGAAACCACUAAUUAUGUUUUGUUGACCCUCAUGUGAGGGUGGCUGUAUUAGAAGUAGGGAUAUAAGCAACUACUUGAGUAGUCAACUACCUGAUAAGCUUAGGCUUAUCAACUAGUUGAGUCUCUUUCUCCCACCCCUCCACCUCUGAUAGAGGCAGCAAGGGGGAGUAGGGACAGGAACUAGUGCUGAGGGAGCUGGCUUAAAAGGGAGGCAGAGCCACCCAUGCUGCAACUCGGUCUUGUAAAUAUACUAAGAGCCGUCUAGGCAGAACCACAGCCAUCUGGGACCCAGCGCAAGCUGGGACUACUGAGUCCCAGCUCGCACUGGGUCUUGGACCUACUCCCCCUCCCUCGCUGCAGACUGCCUGCACACCUGGCCCCUACAACAUUUAAACGGCAGCACCACAGCAGAGGCUUAUCAACUAAUAGUGUAAUCAAUAUAAAUUGUAUCAAGUACACGAUUAGUCAUUUACCUGCUUAACAUCCUUAAGUGAAAAUCCCAACAAACAACUGUUUGAUUCAACUAAGAAUUUUAGUCUAAUGCUUAUCUCUAGAUUGAUUCUUUAAAGAAAUUAUGGAUG